Messenger RNA from Camellia sinensis, 2308 nucleotides. Its product is annotated as quillaic acid 3-O-glycosyltransferase CSL1. The record is from RefSeq and is a predicted model, not a curated record. Gene Ontology annotation, cellular component: membrane. Gene Ontology annotation, molecular function: cellulose synthase (UDP-forming) activity. Gene Ontology annotation, biological process: cellulose biosynthetic process. Lineage: Eukaryota; Viridiplantae; Streptophyta; Magnoliopsida; Ericales; Theaceae.
ACAAUCGCCAAAAAAAAAAACAAGAAACAAAAAAAAAAAAAAUUUAAAUAUCCAAGUUGCAACUUAUAUAAAUACCAAGAGAAAGCUCUCUUAUGAGCUGAGAAAACAAAAAUGGCGACUCAAACCCUCCACACUUGCACAGUUCAGCAAGCUCGAGCCACUAUUAACAGGCUCCACAUUCUCUUCCACUCCGUAGCCACACUAGCCCUACUCUACUACAGAAUCUCCCACCUCUUCCUCGGCGACGUACCAGUCUUAUCAUGGACUCUCGUCACCAUAUCCGAGCUCAUCUUCACCUUCGCAUGGUUCCUCGUACAAGCCUUCCGGUGGAGGCCGGUCAGCCGGGCAGUGUACCCGGAAAAGCUCCCGGGCAACUCAGAGUUGCCCGGGGUGGACGUGUUCAUCUGCACCGCCGAUCCUAAGAAGGAACCGACGGUGGAGGUGAUGAACACGGUGUUGUCGGCGAUGGGGCUCGACUAUCCGGCGGAGAAGCUGGCGGUGUAUUUGUCAGACGACGGUGGUUCGAAGGUGACGAGGAAUGCGAUGAAGGAGGCGUGUGAGUUUGCGAGGAUUUGGAUUCCGUUUUGUAGGAAGUAUGGGAUUAAGAGUAGAUGUCCUCUUGCUUAUUUUUCAUCGUUUGGUGAUGAGGAACGUGCUCUUAGGAGUGAUCAAUUUAGGGCCGAGGAAGGUGAGAUCAAGUCCACAUAUGAAUUAUUCAAGAAAAAUGUGGAGAAAGCUACUGAAUGCAAUGAUAUUGAAGAAUGUGCCGUGAACGAUCAUCCUCCUUGCGUAGAGGUAAUACAUGACAAUGGAAAACAUGGUGAGGACAACAAUGACCAAACUAAGUUGCCUCUUCUUGUCUAUGUAUCUCGUGAAAAAAGACCAUCUCACCCUCAUAAUUUCAAGGCCGGAGCCCUCAAUGCUUUGCUUCGAGUUUCAGAGAUAAUGAGUAAUGGCUCUUAUGUGCUAGUACUUGACUGUGACAUGUACUGUAACGAUCCAACCUCAGCUCGACAAGCAAUGUGCUUCCAUCUUGACCCUCAAAUCUCUCAAUCUCUUGCUUUUGUACAAUAUCCUCAAAUCUUCUAUAAUGUUAGCAAGAAUGAUAUCUAUGACAGCCAAGCAAGAUCGGCUUACAAGACAAAAUGGCAAGGCAUGGAUGGGCUAAGUGGUCCUUUAUUCACUGGUACGGGCUAUUAUGUAAAGAGAAAGGCACUCUUUGGAAGUGCUAACCAAAAGGUCACUUUUCUUCACGAGUCAGAAAAAAGCAAUGGAAAGAGAAUUGUAUCAAGUUCAAUAUUAAUAGAAGAAGCUAGGAAUUUGGCUUCUUGCACCUUUGAGAAAGGCACAACAUGGGGUAGAGAGAUAGGUUACUCUUAUGAUUCUUUGUUGGAGAGUACAUUCACUGGUUAUCUUUUGCACUGCAAAGGGUGGAAAUCUGUUUAUCUUUAUCCCAAAAGGCCGUGCUUCUUGGGAUGUACCACAAUUGACAUGAAAGAUGCCAUGGUGCAACAACGUAAGUGGAGUUCCGGAUUGGUUCAAGUUGGUCUUUCAAAGUUCAGCCCUCUCACAUAUGGUCUGUCAAGAAUGUCUAUUCUUCAGAGCAUGUGCUAUGGAUACUUCACAUUUGUAUCAUUUCACUCUCUUGCUUUCCUGUUAUACGCAACCAUCCCUCAGCUUUGCUUGUUGACUGGCAUUCCAGUGUACCCAAAGCUUUCAAGCACAUGGUUUGCUUUAUUUGCAAUUGUAUAUGCAUCUUCACUUUGUCAACAUUUAUACGAAGUCCUUUCUAGUGGUGGCUCAAUUAGUUCAUGGUGGAAUGAACAGAGAAUUUGGAUGAUAAAGUCCGUCACAGCGUGUUUGUUUGGAUGUCUAGAUGUGCUCAUGAAAUGGAUAGGCAUAGCCAAAGUGAAUUUCAGGUUGACAAACAAAGCGAUUGACCAAGAAAAGCUCGAAAAAUAUGAGAAAGGUAAAUUUGACUUCGAAGGAGCAAAGCUUUUCAUGGUGCCCUUAACAAUAUUAGUCGUAUUGAACAUAGUUUGCUUCAUUGGGGGAUUGAAAGGGCUGAUUACUGAGAAGACUUUUGAUGAGAUGUUUGCACAAGUUUUUCUUUCAUCUUUGAUACUAGUUUUUAGUUAUCCUAUACUUGAAGGGAUUGUGCAAAAGAAAGGCAAGAGAAAAGCUUGAGGUCUUGUAAUUGGGUAGUUUUAUUUAAAAGAUCUAUCUGUGCAUUUUCCAUGUUAAAAAUGGAGAUUAUGAAAUGAUUUCACUGGAGUAAUACAAAAGAUUUCAAAACUUGGGAUGAUUA